GAGAUAGGAGAAGAAUCUAAGGUCCCUAAGAAACAUUUAAAUUUUAUUUGUUUCUUUAGCAAAACAAAGUUAAAUAAAAAAAGGUGUGAUCGAUCUUUUGCAUUGACACACUCAUCUUCUUUUUGGUUUUCUCUCUCACAGUGAGUCAGCAGCAAUGGACUCCAUUUCCCCAAGAGCUCAAGAGAAUAAUAACACUACGGCGAAGGCCAUGAUGACGAGAUCCGAACCCGCGAACCCAUACCCGACAACGUUCGUCCAAGCUGACACAUCCUCCUUCAAGCAAGUAGUCCAAAUGCUAACCGGCUCCUCGGAGACAGCGAAACAAGCAGCCGCCGGCGGCUCCUCGAAACCUUCGAACUCGAUCCCACCCAUGAAAUCCAUACCCAACAAAAAGCAUUUUUCUAAGCUCUACGAGCGCAGAGCAAACUCCCUGAACCUCAAGAACAUCAACCCCCUCACCUCGUUUUUCUCGAACCACAACACUAAUUCCCCCCGAAAACCCGACAUCCUCUCCCCCAGCAUCCUCGACUUCCCCGCACUCGUUCUCAGCCCCGUCACGCCUCUCAUUCCCGACCCUUUCGACCGAUCCAACGCCGCCAUCGAUUCCGAAGCUGAAGACAAAGCCAUCAAAGAGAAAGGUUUCUUCUUUCACCCUUCUCCCAGAGACAAAUCUCAACCCCGCUUGCUCCCUCUCUUCCCCACAACUUCUCCCAGAGCCUCCUCCAAUGCUCCUUCUUCCGCUCCUCCUUCUUAAUUUUGUGUAAGAUUCUUAAUUUAUGUUUUAAUUAUUUACUGCCAUUCAUGCCGAUUAGAGGGCUCAGUGUUUCUCAAAUUUGUAAUGGCUGAUAAUCAAGAGAAUGGAAUAAUCUUAAUUAAUUGCUUCAAUUGUAUGUACUGUACAAAUCAUUAUGCUGUCUUUCACUAAUCUGCUCCGUUUCGAGUUCGUUUCAUUUGUGCCAGGAAAUUAAAAACUUGUAUUCCAAAAUGUUAAUUUUGAUUAACUUAAAUUCA
Molecule: messenger RNA, 1011 nt
Organism: Glycine soja
Lineage: Eukaryota; Viridiplantae; Streptophyta; Magnoliopsida; Fabales; Fabaceae
Product: VQ motif-containing protein 4-like
Exons: 1
Coding region: 155-754 (199 amino acids)
Source: RefSeq, a predicted model, not a curated record